AUGGAAACUACUGAGCCAAUGAUUCAAGAUGUCAAUUCUCUAAAACCAAUGUCUCCUCCUCCUCAAGCUGAGACUGCUCCUAUCAUGACUGAUACCUUUCAUCAAGAUAAUCAGGGAGAAUCCAGCUCCAACUUUGAAACUGUUGUGCUUUCUCAACUUUCCUUAAUUGUGCAGUUAACUCAGUCAAUGAAUAAAAGGUUGACUAAAGUUGAAAGGGAUGUGGAUACAAUAAAGAGACUUAUGGCCUUAGAUGAUGAUGACGAUAUGGUUGUUGAUGAUAUUCCACCAAAUUCUCCAAAGGUUCCUCGAGGAACUGAUAGUGAUAUUGACUCUGACAAUGAUCAACUUAAUCAUCGAAAGAUAAAGGCUUCCUUCUUAGGGGGAGCUCAUGAUGCUGAAGUUGGAAGCUCUUUUGUUGCUACUGCCAGUGAUCCUUCAAUAUCUCCUCCUAAAAAGAAAAAGCAACCUUAG
Messenger RNA from Lactuca saligna, 471 nucleotides. Lineage: Eukaryota; Viridiplantae; Streptophyta; Magnoliopsida; Asterales; Asteraceae. The record is from the annotation of a GenBank genome assembly.